AUGGAUGCUGCGGGAAGGGGCUGCCAUUUGCUGCCCCAGCCAGCGGCGCGCUGACCUGCCCAGACUCCUGCAGUCGCCGCCGCCGGCCCCGGUCCUUGCAGCCGCUCCACCUCAGCUCGGUCCGUGGUUCCUGGAGCCGCCGACAUGAACACUAGCUCCGGGAGCGGAGAGGAGAAAGGGGCUGCCGGCAGCAGCAGCAGCGGAAGCGGCGGCGGCGGUGGCGGGAGCUGCUGCCGUGGAGCCGAGGGCGGUGUACCGGACACGCGGAGCGCAGGGGCUGGAGCCUCGGCGGCGGCGGCGGCGGUGGCGGCGGCGGCUGCAGCUGCCGCCCUGGACGAUCCUCAGGCCACCGGCCAGAAGGAGAAGGAUGAAGCUCUGGAGGAGAAGCUGAGAAACUUAACUUUCCGGAAGCAGGUCUCUUACAGGAAGGCAAUCUCUCGGUCAGGCCUCCAGCAUUUGGCUCCAGUGCAUUCCCUCAGCCUACCUAUUGCCAAUGGUCCAGCGAAGGAACCCAGAGCAACACUAGACUGGAGUGAGAAUGCUGUGAAUGGAGAACAUCUGUGGCUGGAGACCAAUGUCUCAGGAGACCUGUGUUACCUCGGGGAGGAAAACUGUCAAGUCAAGUUUGCAAAAUCAGCUCUCAGGAGGAAGUGUGCAGUCUGUAAAAUUGUGGUCCACACAGCCUGUAUGGAGCAGCUAGAAAAGAUUAAUUUCAGAUGCAAACCAACUUUCCGAGAAGGAGGCUCAAGAUCUCCAAGAGAAAAUUUUGUCCGUCAUCACUGGGUACACAGACGGCGCCAAGAGGGAAAAUGUAAGCAGUGUGGUAAGGGGUUCCAGCAGAAAUUCUCCUUUCACAGUAAAGAGAUUGUGGCCAUCAGCUGUUCCUGGUGUAAACAGGCGUUUCACAACAAGGUUACCUGCUUCAUGAUGCAUCACAUUGAGGAGCCAUGCUCCCUGGGGGCUCAUGCUGCUGUCAUUGUCCCACCUACCUGGAUCAUUAAGGUGAAGAAACCUCAGAAUUCAUUAAAGGCUUCAAAUCGGAAGAAGAAGAGGACAAGCUUUAAAAGGAAAAGCCAGAAAAAGAGGAGCUGAAGUGACCAGAAAAUAAAGGGCCGGCCAUUUGUGAUAAAACCCAUCUCCUCUCCACUCAUGAAACCACUGCUCAUAUUUGUGAAUCCCAAGAGUGGAGGCAACCAGGGGACCAAAAUUCUCCAGAUGUUCAUGUGGUAUCUGAAUCCACGGCAGGUCUUUGAUCUUUCUCAGGAAGGGCCAAGAGAUGCGCUCGAGCUGUAUAGAAAAGUGCCGAAUCUUCGAAUCCUGGCCUGUGGUGGGGAUGGAACGGUCGGUUGGAUCCUUUCCAUCCUCGAUGAACUUCAACUCAGUCCCCAGCCUCCUGUUGGGGUUCUUCCUCUGGGUACUGGAAAUGACCUGGCUCGAACUCUCAACUGGGGAGGGGGUUACACAGAUGAACCUGUCUCCAAGAUAUUGUGCCAUGUGGAAGAUGGGACUAUUGUGCAGCUAGAUCGAUGGAAUCUCCAUGUAGAAAGAAACCCCGAUUUGCCCCCUGAAGAACUUGAAGAUGGUGUAUGCAAGCUUCCCCUCAAUGUUUUCAAUAAUUACUUCAGCCUUGGAUUUGAUGCUCACGUUACACUGGAAUUCCAUGAAUCCCGAGAAGCAAAUCCAGAGAAAUUCAACAGUCGCUUUAGAAAUAAAAUGUUUUACGCAGGGGCAGCUUUUUCUGACUUCCUGCAGAGAAGUUCCAGGGAUUUAUCCAAACAUGUCAAGGUUGUGUGUGAUGGAACAGACCUCACCCCAAAGAUUCAGGAGCUGAAGUUCCAAUGUAUAGUGUUUUUAAAUAUACCCAGGUAUUGUGCAGGCACAAUGCCUUGGGGAAAUCCAGGAGAUCACCUGGAUUUUGAACCUCAGCGCCAUGAUGAUGGCUAUAUUGAGGUCAUUGGAUUCACUAUGGCUUCUUUGGCUGCCCUGCAAGUUGGAGGCCAUGGAGAAAGGCUACAUCAGUGCCGGGAGGUAAUGCUACUAACAUACAAAUCCAUCCCCAUGCAAGUAGACGGAGAGCCCUGUAAGUUGGCCCCAGCUCUGAUUCGGAUAUCCCUGAGAAAUCAGGCCAAUAUGGUGCAGAAGAGCAAGAGGAGAACAUCCAUGCCUUUACUUAAUGAUCCCCAUUCUGUCCCAGACCGCCUGCGGAUCCGAGUGAACAGAAUUAGUUUACAAGACUAUGAAGGCUUGCACUAUGACAAAGAAAAGCUCCGGGAAGCUUCUAUCCCUCUGGGUAUUCUAGUUGUGCGAGGAGACUGCGAUUUGGAAACUUGUCGUAUGUACAUUGACCGCCUACAGGAGGACCUGCAGUCAGUUCCUUCUAGUGCCCAGAGAGUUCAUUACCAGGAUCAGGAAACCUCUUUCCCCAGAGCUCUUUCAGCUCAGAGACUUUCCCCCAGGUGGUGCUUCCUAGAUGCUACUUCUGCUGAUCGAUUUUAUCGAAUAGACAGAGCUCAGGAACAUUUGCACUUUGUGAUGGAAAUUUCACAAGAUGAGAUUUUUAUCCUGGAUCCAGAUAUGGUGGUAUCACAGCAAGCAGGGACACCGCCAGGGAUGCCCGAUCUGGUGGUAGAACAGGCUUCUGGGAUUUCAGAUUGGUGGAACCCUGCUCUCCGAAAACGCAUGCUGAGUGACAGUGGCUUGGGAAAGAUGUCACCACACUUUGAUGUUUCUGAGAAGAAAGACUUCAGCCACUCACACAUGCUACCGUCGCCAGUCUCUUCAGAAGAUCAAGCACUUGUGCAGGCAGUCAUAGCUGGAGAUCUAAUGAAGCUCAUAGAAUGCUAUAAGAAUGGAGGUAGUCUACUUAUCCAGGGACCGGAUCACUGUUCACUUCUUCACUACGCAGCUAAAACGGGGAAUGGAGAUAUUGUGAAAUACAUCCUUGACCAUGGUCCUUCUGAAUUAUUGGAUAUGACAGAUAGUGAAACGGGAGAGACAGCAUUGCAUAAGGCUGCCUGCCAGCGGAACCGGGCUGUCUGCCAACUCCUGGUGGAUGCAGGGGCAUCUCUGAGAAAGACGGAUUCCAAGGGCAAGACCCCUCAAGACAGAGCCCAGCAGGCUGGGGACCCAGAUCUGGCUUCAUACCUAGAGAGUCGUCAGAGCUACAAGAUCAUUACCCAUGAAGAUCUAGAGACUGCAGUUUGACUUAGGUAGAAGGAAGAAGGGAACUCUGGUGAGAAUAACAACAAUGCCCCUCGGCAAUCCGGCAGCUCCUGUGGAAGAAACUGAUGGAACCAAUGGGUCUAUCUUUAUCAUGCAAGAUAUCUAUCUGAGGACAUGCCACCAGUUUCUAAGGGCUACUGAGAUGCACCACGGAAUACAAUAGCCCCCAGGGAAUAAGGCAGGAUUCAUGGAGGUUUGUGGAAUACCUGGUCCACAAAAUGUGAUCCUUAUUGCUUCCAGCAAGUAGCAUGAACUUCUGUGUUCACCUGUAUAAUUUAUUUUAAAGUCAGAAAGGAUGUUCCUAUAAAUGGCACUGCUCCUCUUCCCCUUCUGCACAGAAUGGCCCCCCAACAUCCACACAGCCCUACUACUAUCUGUUGGUCAGUUUGAAAUCAAAAGGAUGUCUGUUCUCUGAACAGUCAGGCUUCACAGCUAAUAUGGUUUCUGGAAGGACUUUCAAGGAGCUCUAGAUGGCCCACAAAAUAUGUGACUCUGCUUCAGUUUCCUAUGACGAAAUUCAUCUAAAAUAUUUAGUAGCUAGGGAGUGUUCUCCCUUUUUGCAUGGGUUCCUCUCUUCCUUUUCCAUCUUAUGGGAACUGAGAAGUACCUCAUGGAUGAUGUCCUGAUAAAUUGUGUCCUGAUACAUCUCCGUUAUGGUAAAAUCACAUGGUUUGAUCAUAUGAUCAGUGAGCAGGGCUCUGAGUUACCUCUCUAAGGCACCCAAAGUGGUAUAUUGGGGUUUGGGGUUUCUGCCCAUGGCAACAAAGGAAUGAUUCAGCUUGGGCUUUUUUUAGAGCUGAGUACUGCCCAUGUGUAGCCAUUUUUGCCUUCUGGUGCAAUGGAAUUAAAGGAUGGAGGGAACAAAGUCAGAGAUUUGGCACAACUACCGACUUCUGAAAGGUAGGAGACAGAGAGAGAGAGAGAGAGAGAGAAGUCGACAAUCAUGUAUUUGAAAAACUGUGGGAAUAGGUAAUGGGAUAUUGUGGCAGAAUUUAUUUCCAAACCUGUUUCAUGAAGAGGCUUAGCAUAAAAUAGUGAAAAAGAAAAUGACAAUAUUUAAGAAGACUCAUUUAAGAAAAAUGGCAGCCAUUGGUAUUCUAACCAGUGCUAUUCUACCCUACCAUCUUGGGUACAAUAGUCUUAGGAAGCCUCUUGUUAGGUGUCUCCUUCAGCUUUUAGUUUUUUUUUUUUUAAUCACUGUAUUAGAAACACAUUAUCCCAACAAUGAGAGAACCACAGCCUCUGUACCCUCUAUUUCUUUUCUACUGCCACAACUUGGCAAUAUCCAAGACUCUUCACAAUUGAUUCUCUUUACCAUACUGCAUGUCAGGUACCAAAGUUGCAUCUUAAACACUCUUGGCACAAUGUCGGCACCAUUAACAGCCUCAUUUUCUAGGGGAAAAGAAGUGUUUUGCAUCCCCUUUUCUUCCUUCUCCUUUCCACAACCUAUAACUGGAGAAAUCUUAGAUGGAUGAUGUAUGACAGUGUUGCUUUCAUCAGUGGAGUAGGGUUGUCCCUUCUACCACCUCAGCUCAUAGUCUGUGCACAGGUCUAUGUGGGUUUAUACUGACCAGGAUCUUAGUGCUCAUUGGAACUCAUGAAAACAUCACCUGCUUUGGGGCAAACAGUCUUGGCUUUGCUUCUGUAUAAGCAGCAGAGAUGGAAUGUUUAUGAUUCCUUUACUGGGUGUGCAAAGACUUUGCUAUUGCCUAAAAGUGACCCUCUCUUAGUCUCCAUCCCAUCUCCUCUCAUUGGACAUGAAUAAAGCGUUUUCCUAGUGUUUCUGCAUGUGAACUUAAAUUAUUGUCUUUCUAUUUUUAACUUACAGGUCCAGUGGUAAUGCAUUGAUCUACUGGUUAUUUGAAUUAAAUUUUGUUUCUAUACUAUAAUUUUCAAGUAUAGAUUAGAUACGCUCUGUAAAAUAAUGAUUAUCCCAAAAUAGUUGGGGAUUAUAAUCUCAAUGUCCCCAGUCACUUCAAAUUGCAUUAUUGGCAUUAUUUCAACUGUGGGAGAAAAGGGCAGGUUGUGAAUGAUCUGUUUCUACAUAUCAACCUUCAGAAUUGGAAAUUGGGGAAAGGUGAAUGGAGAAACUGUAGUAGAUUAUUUCCAAAAAGCUGGAAAAAAAUUAUGCUCCAGAAGAAUUUAAUCCCUGGUGCUUCUUUGCUGGAAGUUUUUCAAAUGCUAAGUCUGUCAGGAAGAGGUAGGGAAGAAAAAUAUAAUCUAGUCAUAAAACCAAUUUUGAAUCUGGCUUUUGAGGAGGCACUUGGCAAUGCAAUUGCUUCCAUAGCUAGCAGUGCUUUGUGUGCUCUAUGUGUGUGUGUGUGUGUGUGUGUGUGUGUGUGUGUUUUCAGGGCUGUGGUGAGGUGAAAAACUUCAUUUCUGAUGAUGAGGGUCUUGAAUUUUUCUAUGAGUUCACCCAAACAUCUCCUACAUAAGGAAAAGGUACAAGUUCUAGUACUGGCAACCUCAGUUCUGGAAGGCAGCCCCAAUUCUAGAAGUAAAGAUGUUCAUAUUAUGAAGUAUGAGUGAGGUGUUGACUGCUGAGAGGCCCUGGGGCAUUGAGAAACUGUUCUCUAUGCAAAUAAAGGUAUUAGAAUUCCAACUUGUAUAGUUAAGGAAUUUUUUUUUUUCAAAAAUAAACACUGGUUUGUUGCAAACAUGUAUGGAAGAAAACCUCAUUUUUAAUGUGACCAUAACAUUAAAUUAACCUCCAGUGGCACACUUUGAUUUAUUUCAUUGGUAUAGGGAGUUCUGUAUUGGACACUUCUCUACCAAUGCUAAAUGACCCCUUCUCUAUAAUGUAAAGUCUUAGAUAGAUAAAUAAAAACCAAGAGGUUAAAUCACUUGUCUAGAGUUGCACAGACAGUAUGUGUCAGAAUCAAACCUUGAAUUUAGGUCUUUCUUGCUCCAAAGCCAGCUCUCCACUUCACCAUACUGUCUCUAACUUUCCAUAGCAUUUGUCCAAUUGGCCGAAUGGGUGUGACACAGUACACUGUUCAGUUGUACAAAUGGGUGUGACACAAUAUAAUCAAACCUUACAAUUCAAGAGUUUACCACUCACUGUCUAAGUAUCUGUAUUCUCUGGGUUAGGAUAUAUGCCAAGUUCAUGAGAAAAAACUAACUACACCUCCUUGGAAACACACUUAAGCUUAAUUUAGGACACACACCCAUGAAAAUGGCAUUUUCCCAAAAGCACAGAGACAAGUCUCCUGCAUGGCUUUACAUGUUGGUUGUAUCCCUUUGUGGUAUGUGUUCUAAGAGUCUUUCCUGUGGUGGCCUUAUCAGCUCCUAUUUAGCUUGGACUGAUGAAGAGUUGAGAAAUAGGCUGCUCUUAUUCCAACACAACUUUAUAUAACUUUGAAGGGGUGUUAGCUAUAUUUGCAGCUUCUUGUUCCGGUAUUGCACAUUUAAGAAACAGAACCCAAUGAGAAUGUACUUCUUCACAUCCCUAGGGACAUGGUAAAGGAUAGAGCUGAGUGAGUAGUCAGACAGGGAGGAAAUAGACAUAGCAGGCAGAGAAUUUUCAAUGGGAAGUUCUAUUUACCUACAUAAAUGAUGAGAAGCCUGGAACAAAAGCCAGCUUUCAAACUGGCCACAUUGAAACAAAUUGAAAACUCAAACUUUGCCUCAUAACUGGAUUUGGUGCAGAGCCAGAACUGUUUGUGUUAGUUAUGAGAACUUUAAUAUGUGAUUUAGACCUAGAAAGGAUGGCUUUGCCUACAGCGUUUCUGAAGCUUAUUCAUUAGAAGCUUUGCAAUACCCAUAUCUGAGGACAUAUGGGGCUUCAGCCUGUAUUGAUUUAGGAAAUAAAUGUAAAGGCCAUAAUGAAGUCAAGAUGUUACUAGUAGUGGAUAACAUUGCCUUGGUUAUUGCCUCAGAGCCAAACAUCUAAGCUUCUAUUAUGUGUGGUUGAAUCAGAGACUAGCAUGCUUUUCCAUUGAUGAAUAGCAUUUUAAAUAUAUUAAAAUCAUGCAUUAUAACCAUCAUGUAGCACUACUAUAUUUAAAUAGAUCAUUAGAAAUCUAGAGCAAGAUAGAGAGAAAAACAAACACCCAAGUACAAUUUAAUACCUUUCUCACUACAUACUAAUUGUUCUCUAUUGCAGCUUAAUGCAACCUUCAUUUUCCUCAGGCCUGAGCACAUAUCACUCUGAAUCUCUACUCGAAUUUAGGAAGCUCAAGUACCUCUGGCCAACUAACUCUUCUUUUGCAUCAAACCUUUUUUCAGGUAGUUCCCUGCAAUGUUUUAUCUUCUGCCUAUAUUGAGAACCCCAAGCAAUUAUUUACAUGUUAAAAUUUACAGAGUGAUGCCUCAUCUCAGUUCAAACUAUUCAUACUGUUUAGUCUAUUAAUUAAAGGAGGGGCAGGUUUAGCUGACUUUUUUCAUAUCCUUGGUUAUAUAGAAGAUACUGUGCUCUCUUACAUCCUAUCUCAUCCCAUAACAGAACAGAAAGAGAAGUCAAAACUACAUGGUACAGUGAUCCCACAAUCAUUUUUUCCCUGAUCACCAGUUUCCUUGUCAUCGAACUCAUUAGUCUGAUCCCCUGCUCUCAUGAGUUAUCUAUCAAGCUACUUACCAGUAAAUAUGUUGCCCUUGAAAACUAUCACUUACAGAGUCCAUUUGUCUCAGCUCCCUAAUGCAGGUUACUUUCUGUUCAAGGACAUGUUAUUAAUCAACUCAGAAGAUAAUUUUAAAAACAUAGUUAAGAAGAACAUAACUUUCUAGAGAUAUGAGUUUUCCCUUACAACUUAUAUCAGUAACAUGAUCUAUACAAAAUGUUUUAAUGGCCAAUCUCUUGAUCAAUCAACAAACAUUUAUUAAGCAUCCGUGUGCUAGGCAAAAGUUCAAAUGCCAUAUCUAUGUAUCACCCUCAGUUAAAAGAAAGCAGUUAUCUUGAGUAUCAAAUAAAUUUCACCUGGAUGGUUUCCUGAGGCGUCAGUAAUCUCUUAUUGUAGGGGCAGCUAGGUGGUACAGUAGAUAAAGCACUGGCCCUGGAUUCAGGAGGACCUGAGUUCAAAUCCGGCCUCAGACCCUUGACACUUACUAGCUGUGUGACCUUGGGCAAGUCACUUAACCCUUAUAGCCCCCCCCCCCCAAGUCUCUUAUUGUAGUUGUGGCUUUCAAAGACAACUGAGAGGAAAUAAGGACAGUUUCUUCAAGAGAAAACUCCUCAUUCUUUUCACUCCCUAAUUAGAAGCUUCAAGAGGAGGACUGCCUCCCAUGUAGUGAAUAUUUUUGGUGGUAAUCAUGUGUGAAAUAGGAAAAACCCCCACAAUUCUGCAUUUAACACAGUGCCUGGCACAUAGUAGGUGCUUUCUAAAUGUUAAUUGAAUUGAAUUGUCUUCCAUAGCCCCAAAUUAAAUCAAAUUCAUUUAUGUAAGUAUGAAACAAUCAACUCAUAUUUGCCAAAUAAUUAAUAUGUGUUACAACACUUUACUCAAUACUUUGAGUGAACGAGAAAAAGUUGAAGACCUAGUCCAUGUGCUCAAGAGAUGGUUAGGGAGAUUUGACUACACAAAUGUCACUUUGCAGUUAUAAUAAUCAUAGGACAAACAAAGCUUUUCCUGAGGAUAUAACAGAAUUCCUACAAAAAGUGAAUGAUUUUCCUGGGUCUUGUCUCAAGAUGCUCCAGUAGGGUAUGGCAUACCUAAACCUGGGUGCCAUCUGUCAUCAUCUCAUCACCAUGGUGCUGCUCUCUCAGGCAAUAGCCAUGCCCUCCUGGAAAGAUUGCCCCCUCAGUGAGACUGUCCUUUAAGGUAUAUCCUCCCACAUUCUCUAGGCCACAGUGCUCCUUAACCAAUGCCCUUCUUUGCCCUCUAGUAUGUCAGAGGUAAGAUUUGAACCUAAAUCCUCUUGACUCCAAGUCUAGCUCUUUAUCCUCUAUGCCACACUACCUCUCUAAGACUGCCCUAUAAACUACAAAUGUCAAGUGGAGAGGAAGGGCAGUCAGGGAGUGGUCAGGGAAGGGAGUGGUCAUUUUGCUAUUUCUUAAAGACAGAAUUUUAACAAGUGAGGUAGAACUAAAUUACUUUAUGAUCUUUCAUGCUAAAUAAAGAGUAUGAAAUAGGGAGCCCUUGAAUGUUUCUGUUCAGUAAAUGAAUAUGUAAGGUGAGUGGGAAUAGGAAAUGAUUCAUAGUGGGGAAACCACAUAGGAGUAGUACAAGAAUGAGGUACUGAGGUCCUGACUGAAAUAGUAGCAUUGAGAAUGGAGAGGAAGAUAUGUAUAUGAGAUAUCUUUCAAAGGAGAAAUCAGCAGUAACUUUAAGUUAAGUAAUCUUCCAUUUACGAACCUUAGGAAGAUGGAGAAAAAAUGAGUCAAAGAUGAUUCUCCAAGGAUUUGAUCCUAGGUCCCUGGAAUUGUACUUGUACCACUGAUAGAAUGAGGAGGGAGAGAGGGAGGGAGGGAAGGAGGGAGGGAGAGAAAGAGAGAGAGAAAGAGAGAGAGAGAGAGAGAGAGAGAGAGAGAGAGAGAGAGAGAGAGAACGCAGAAAGCAAAGCAAAGAACUGAACUGAACCUUAGGAAAUGGCCACAAUUAGAACAUGAAAGGAAAAAGAAAAAACAAAGAAGGAAAUAGAACAGGAGCCAGAGAAAUAGGAAGAUAGUAACAGUACAGUAGAAAACAAGGAAGAAGAAGAAUCAAAUUCAACAGAGGUGUCAAGGAAAAUGAGCAUGUGUUGUACUAUUCUACUUAUAUUUUAAAAAAUCACCCUACUAUACCUCAAAACUUGCAUAGCUACCUCCUUCACCAGUCACACAAACUGAAAAUGUCUUAUUGUUUUUGAAUCUUUGAUAAAUCUGUGAUCUCAUUACUAUGAACAUUCCUUCCAAUGGUAGAAAUCACAAGUUUUCCACACCCCCUAAUCCUGUGUGAUUUUCAUGCAUCUCUCAUGUCCUUCUGCAACUGCUUCAGAGAGAUCACACUUAUACUGGAAGUAUUCCAUUGGUUCUUUUUUUCAUUAUGUUUAUAUUAUGGGGAAAAGCCAUGAAAUCCUUUGGAUGAUGGAAGAGUUAUUAAAAUUCCUAAUUGUAUUUUUUUAAAUGAACUUAGAAUGGAAUAAACAUUAUUUCUAGAAUUGGAACUCAGGUAUUAGAAGAUCAAGCAUUGAGAAUACUAACAGUUGUUAUGCUAAAUGCAUUUUCCUUUCUUCCUUGCUUCACUGUAUAAGAAACAGGGGACUGCAUAGGAAUGAAAGCUAAUUUAGUGUCCAUUUUAUAUAUUACUAUGGUCAAUAAAUUAUCUGAUGCCCAACUCAUUAGUUAUGAGAUACUACACUUUUAAUGAGAUUGUUCAUUAGAUGAAGCAGAAGUUGCCAGUAGGCUUAUACUUAAAGCCAUGGCCUGCCAGACCCAGGAGGUACUUAAUCUGGGUGUCCAAUUAUAGGUAGAGAGAGCUAUUUGUAUAAUUCUCAUUCAUAUUCUCUCUCUCUCUCUCUCUCUCUCUCUCUCUCUCUCUCUCUCUCUCUCUCUCUCUCUCUCUCCCUCCCUCCCUCCCUCCCUCCCUCCUCUCUUCCUGAUAGUAGGGCAAGAAUGCCCCCACUUUCUUUCUUAGUGGCUGCAAAAAUGGUUUUAAAGAUAAUGAAAUCUGAAAGUUUUCUUCCAUCAACCUGCUAUUUCUUUUUAAAGAAUGGCCAACAGCUGAUAUUACCGUCACUGGGUAUAGAAUUCUAAAGCCACACUUUCCACAAUCAAGAAAAGGAGUUCCCAAAACAGUGAAAACUUGGUGACUACUUGUCAGCAAUAUUGGUAAAGGGAAUUGCUCUUCAGGCAUACGUUGGACUAGAUGACCUCUGAGGACACCUUCCAGCUCUGAGACAAAACAAUUUUUUAAAACCAAUCUUUUUGUAAUCAGAUUGUCAUCUUUUCUCCAGGACACAACCCAAUUCCCUAUAUAUUUCAAAGUUGAGUUAAUGGGGGAGGUAUUUAAUUUUUUUUUCAGAGAAAAUUGAAUGGGAACAGGGUAGAAGAAAUUUUGAUGUCAACCAUUCAUUUUAGUUCAUUUUUCAAGAGCCUGAAUAGAUUUUAAGUGUCAUCCAAUCCCAAAAACUCCUUGUAUAGAUGAGGAAAGUGAGUCCCAUUUAAGUUUAAUGACUCACCUAAAGUUACUGUAGCUAGCUACAGAGAACUUGAACUCUCAUCUCCUAAUGCCUAAGCCAAGACUACAGCAUAUUGAUUUGAUGUUGACUUUUCUUAUCAAUUUUAUACUGUUUGUAUAAGAAUUAGUAUGAAUUCAAGAGGCCAUAUUUAAACUUCAAUUACUUUGAGCACAUGGAAAGGGGUUGGUGCCUUUUGAUAAUAGUUCUCCACUUUUUUGUAUGUAUACACAAUUAAUUAUUCAUGGAAAACAUUCAGCUCUAACCUUUUAAAUCUUCCAUAUUAUAAGAAGGAUGUCCUGAAGCCCAUGAGAAAAGGAAAGGGUCCUGAAAAUUGCUAAUUGUUUUUUUUAAUGGCCUACAAAAGUACUAAAUAUUGCUGCUAGCAUUGUAUUAUAGUAUGUCCACUCAUACAUUUCUUAGUAAAGACAAAGUAGAUACAUGCAUUGUUCUUUUUCCAGUGGAAAUACUUCACUUUAUAUUCAUUCUCAGAUUUAAGCUUAAUAUAUAAAUGCUAAUCAAGGAACAGAAAAAAAAUUCAUCCUGAAAGGAAUUUGGGGGGCAAAUAGUGUACAUUGAUGAAUGGAAAAUACAAUGGAGCAUAAGCCUACAUCAGCCCACAACAAUUCAGUCUAUAUAAAAUCUGGGCAAUAGGAACCAACCAUAAGAGGAGAUAUUUACAUCAAUGUAUUGGUUCAAUCCACAUUUUGUAUUCUCCAAACAUAAAAGUGUUUAACAGAUAAGGACUGGGCUAAUGAGUUCAUUGAUUUAGGGAUCUAAAUGCCCACUGCCAAAUGGAGGACAGUGUCUUCUCUGCAACUUCUAGUUUUAGAGAGUUGCCCCUAACAGUGGCAUCAAAUUUGAGUAGAAAUAGAGCUACUAAACUAUAUUUAAGGAUGGUGCCUGUAGGUUGUAUGAUGACUUAGAAGGCUACACAUUAACAUUAUAUUCCAUUGGUUUGGUUUGGUUUGGUUUGGUUUGGUUUGGUUUUGGCAAGGCAAUUGGGGUUAAGUGACUUGCCUGGGGUCACACAGCUAGUAAAUGUUAAGUGUC
Dromiciops gliroides (monito del monte) is the source of this 12366-nucleotide messenger RNA. It is a transcript of the gene DGKI, whose product is annotated as diacylglycerol kinase iota. NCBI's taxonomy places the organism in Eukaryota, Metazoa, Chordata, Mammalia, Microbiotheria, Microbiotheriidae. Gene Ontology annotation, biological process: intracellular signal transduction; regulation of synaptic transmission, glutamatergic; diacylglycerol metabolic process. The record is from RefSeq and is a predicted model, not a curated record. Gene Ontology annotation, cellular component: nucleus. Gene Ontology annotation, molecular function: protein binding; ATP-dependent diacylglycerol kinase activity.